Parnassius mnemosyne (clouded apollo) is the source of this 1926-nucleotide messenger RNA. The record is from the annotation of a GenBank genome assembly. NCBI's taxonomy places the organism in Eukaryota, Metazoa, Arthropoda, Insecta, Lepidoptera, Papilionidae.
AUGUCUUCGCGAAGACGAAGAGUUCUCGAGGCGAAACCCUACCGAAAUUAUAGUGAAGACACUUUGAAAGCUGCUAUGGCAGCAGUUGACACUGGCAUGACUUUGAGGGAAGCGGAAGAAAAAUUUAAAAUACCUCGAGCAACUUUAAAUAGAAAACACCGAAGGCUACAAUUAAACAAAGUCGGCCGUCCUAAAGUUUUCAGUGAAGCUCUGGAGGAAGUUUUUGUGCAAUCAAUCAUUACAGCUGCUGCUUGGGGAUAUCCACUAUCAGGUUUAGACCUAUCUUUACUCGUGAAAUCACAUCUAGAUAGACUAGGUCUAAAUGAGACACGUUUCAAAGGUAACUUACCGGGACGAUAUUGGCUGGAAGGUUUUCUACGGCGCCAUAAAAGCACUUUAUCUGUAAGGCUGUCAGAAAAUAUUAAACGCCAAAGAGCUGGAGUUACGCAGGAGACAUUAAAAUCAUACUUCCAAGAAUUAAAAACCACCUUGGAGGAUGUAGAUCCGGCCGCAAUAGUAAAUUUUGACGAGACUAAUAUGUCUGAUGACCCGGGACGCCAGAAAGUGUUGGUACGUCGAGGUAUCAAGCAUGCUCAUAAAAUCAUUGACUCAUCAAAAUCAAGUACCUCCGUAAUGUUUGCUGGGACAGCGUCAGGUGUUCUGCUUCCACCGUACCUCGUUUAUAAAGCGGAACAUUUAUAUAAUACUUGGACGGAAGGAGGACCUCCAAAUACAGUUUACAACCGAUCUCGGAGUGGAUGGUUUGACACUACAAUAUUUGAGGAUUGGUUUUUGAAGUUCAUUAUUCCUUAUGUUGAAUCGUUUAAUGGCAGAGGACCCGUGGUUGUAAUUGGUGACAAUCUGAGCAGUCAUUUUUCAUUAGAUGUGAUACAAAAGUGUACUGACUAUAAUAUUAAAUUUGUUUGUUUACCGGCAAAUAGUACGGGGUUGUGCCAACCCCUCGAUGUAGCAGUGUUUCGACCAUUAAAAAUAAAAUGGAGGUCUGUUCUGCUGUCUUGGAAGGAAAAAAAUAGAGGAGUAAUGCCGAAGCAUGUUUUUCCGAGGCUUUUGAAGCAAACUCUGGAUAAUAUAGAAAAUAUGAGAAAAAAUUUGAAGUCCGGAUUUGAAGCAGCUGGGAUAUAUCCAAUUAAUGAAAAAAGAGUCUUAGAUAGAUUGCCUACACAGGAAGAUCCAGAAAUCCAUAAUAAUGCAUCUCAGCAAUGGUUAGAAACGUUUAAAAUGUAUCUCGAAGAUAUGCGAACAAAAGAAUGCAGCACAGCCCCGAAGAAUAAAAGGUGGCAGUUAUUCCAGAUCGUCGAUGAUGAAAGCACUUCCUGCAGUGAUUUAGAAGAAUGGAGGGAAGCAGUUUUGAAUACUGCAAACUCAUCAUCCGAUGACAAUAAUGAGUUCGACACAGUGUUUUUUGAUGAUGUUCAUGACAUGUUUCCUGAUGAUGAUGAAAGAUCGGCGUCACCACGUAUAACUAACAUCCCCAAUAAUGAGAACCAAGAAAAUGAAGAUCCACUCAAUGUAGAGCAAUCGGUCUAUACUGACGAACAAUUUAAAGUUUCUGUACCUAGUGAUGGUGGUGCUGGUUGCUCUAAAGAUAUCGAUACAGAAAUUGUAAAUAAUUCGGAGAUUUCACCAGAUUCUUUUGUUGUUGUCGAAUUACUCUACAAUGAGAAUACGAAAAAACAAACUGAAAAGAAGUUUAUUGCUCAAGUUACGAACAUGGUUAGCGACGGAAAAGUGACCUGUCGCUUCAUGAGAUGUUUUUCAGCUACAAAAGGUGAACAAUCAACUGACAAUAUAGACAGCAGCGAACAGGAGACAGCUAAUGAUAAUGAAAAUACAUUUGAUGCUGAACAUAGUGAAAAUGAUACCCAGGUAAAAAUACUAUUAUUAUAUCAUUCUUUGUUGCCAUGA